This is a messenger RNA of Arabis nemorensis, 303 nucleotides long. Lineage: Eukaryota; Viridiplantae; Streptophyta; Magnoliopsida; Brassicales; Brassicaceae. The record is from the annotation of a GenBank genome assembly.
AUGGUUCAGAAGGUGAAUCGUCUUCAGCCAGCGAUAGCGACGGCGGUUCAGAAGAUUCCGACUCGUAAGUACCCAGAUCUUCGAUUCUCAAAAUCGAAGAAGGAUUUCAAUACUGCUAUUCUCGAGAGGAAGAAGUCUCCGAAUCGACUUGUUGUAGACGAAGCCACUAACGAUGAUAACUCUGUCGUCUGUCUCCAUCNAUCCACCAUGGAAAAGNUNCAGAUUUGUCGUGGUGAUACGAUUCUCAUCAAGGGUAAGAAAAUAAAGGAUACUGUCUGCAUUGCAUUGCCCUUGCUUUUGUAG